This is a messenger RNA of Hydatigera taeniaeformis, 271 nucleotides long. NCBI's taxonomy places the organism in Eukaryota, Metazoa, Platyhelminthes, Cestoda, Cyclophyllidea, Taeniidae. The record is from the annotation of a GenBank genome assembly.
GACUAACGGUUACUUCAUAUGGCUUCUAGACAGUGGUAGACGUUCAGAGAAACCGCCAUAUUCUUACAUUGCGUUGAUUGCAAUGGCGAUCAGAGCCUCACCGAACAAGCGUUGCACGCUAAGUGAGAUCUACCAAUACCUGCAUAGUAAGUAUCCCUUCUUCCGAGGCAGUUAUACGGGAUGGAAGAACUCUGUGCGACACAACCUCUCGCUGAACGAAGUGUUUAUAAAGUUACCAAAAGACAUGCUAGACAAACAAAAAACUAACUGA